GUUUCUAAACAAGUAUUAAAAGUCCGCCAACUGCAUGUUGUACACGCAACCAAUCAAUUUGUGUUAUCUACGCGCUGUUUGCUUUCAUUUUAGUAACUUGGAAGUUAGUUGAAGUCGCCCGGUAGCAACAGGCACAUCAACAUAACUACUUUGGCAAUAUGGCGCUGUUUAUCAAAUCAACAACAAGAAACUUUUACAAGUUGCAGUCAAAAUGCCUUGUGAGAAACUUUGCAGAUGCACAAUUUCCCAAAAUCACAACACAUUAUACUAUUUAUCCCAGAGAGAAGGAUCCAAGAUGGAAAGAUGCAAAAAUGGAAAGAUUUGAAGAUGAGACUGAUCUACUCAUCAUUGGUGGUGGCCCAGCAGGAAUGUCGGCAGCCAUCCGCGCAAAACAAAUCGCUGAGCAAGAAGGCAAAGAAAUCCGCGUGUGUUUAGUUGAAAAAGCUGCCGAAGUUGGCGGACACAUUCUGUCUGGCGCUUGCAUUGAUCCAAUCGCACUCAACGAAUUAAUCCCCGAUUGGAAAGAAGGCGCACCUUUAAAUACUCCUGUCACAGUGGAUCGAAUGGGCUUCCUAACAAAAACCGGUCGAAUUCCAGUCCCUAUUCUUCCCGGCAUGCCUUUAAACAAUCACGGUAAUUAUAUUGUACGUCUAGGUCACGUGGUGCAAUGGCUAGGCGAGCAGGCAGAAGCACUUGGCGUAGAAAUCUACCCAGGUUACGCAGCCUCAGAAAUUUUGUAUCAUUCCGAUGGUAGCGUAAAAGGUGUCGCCACAAACGACGUAGGUAUAGCUAAAGAUGGUAGUCCGAAAGACACAUUUGAACGUGGUAUGGAACUGCAUGCUAAAUGUACAAUUUUUGCGGAGGGUUGCCAUGGACAUUUGACUAAACAAGUGUCUAAGAAAUUCAAUUUGCGCGAAAAAUGCGAGCCGCAGACAUAUGGCCUUGGUAUCAAGGAAGUAUGGGAGAUUGAUGCAAGUAAACACAAACCGGGAACAAUUGAACACACUAUUGGUUGGCCGUUGGAUAAAUUUACCUAUGGAGGUUCUUUCUUGUAUCAUUUGAAUGAGCCUACUCCUAUGGUAGCGGUGGGCUUUGUAGUUGGUUUGGACUAUUCCAAUCCGUACAUUAGUCCGUUCAGGGAGUUCCAAAGAUUUAAACAUCAUCCGUCAAUUGCGCCGACAUUUGAAGGCGGUAAUCGUAUUGCAUACGGAGCGCGUGCCCUCGCAGAAGGUGGCUUCCAGAGCAUUCCUAAGUUAACCUUCCCAGGUGGUUGCCUAGUAGGUUGCGCGGCAGGUUUUCUCAACGUGCCAAAGAUCAAAGGCACACAUAACGCAAUGAAGAGUGGUAUGUUAGCUGCGGAGGGUGCAAUGGAAGCCAUUUUGGGCGAAGCGCAAAGCACGACCGGCUACGAACCUAUUGCUUAUGAUCACAAGUUAAAGAAUUCUUUCGUCUGGAAAGAAUUGAAGGCGGUUCGUAAUUGCCGACCAAGCUUCCACAACCCUCUUGGAUUGUAUGGUGGAGUCAUGUACAGCGGUAUUUCAAUGAUUCUGCGAGGAAAAGAACCCUGGACUCUAUCGCACGGUGCUGCGGAUCAUACGCGAUUGAAGCCAGCAAAGGAGUGCACUCCAAUCGACUAUCCCAAACCGGACGGGAAGAUCAGUUUUGAUUUGCUCACUUCUGUCGCAUUGACUGGCACGAAUCACGAGGGUGAUCAGCCGGCGCACUUGACGCUGAUGGACGACACGGUGCCAGUCAAGCACAACUUGGCUAUGUUUGAUGGUCCCGAGGGCCGAUUCUGCCCGGCAGGAGUGUACGAAUUCGUCCCAAUGGAGAGCGGCGACGGGCAACGGCUGCAGAUCAACGCGCAGAAUUGCAUCCAUUGCAAGACGUGCGAUAUCAAGGACCCUACGCAGAAUAUCAACUGGGUGGUGCCUGAAGGUGGCGGUGGUCCCGCUUACAACGGUAUGUAGGGUGUAUUUUUGCUCAAUUCUUAUGCCACUACUAGCCUACACCCCUACGACGAUCAACACACACUCGCCAGCUGAUGAAUUCGAUAAUUAAAGUAAGAAAAAUGAUGGUAAGAGUAAUUCUCGAUCGAAUUGUAAAUAAUUUUAUACGGAUGUUUACAUGUUUAAGCGAUUUUAAGCUGUUUGCUACAAAGAUAUAUUGUUAUCAA
This is a messenger RNA of Dalotia coriaria, 2176 nucleotides long. It is a transcript of the gene Etf-QO, whose product is annotated as electron transfer flavoprotein-ubiquinone oxidoreductase. Gene Ontology annotation, molecular function: iron-sulfur cluster binding; electron-transferring-flavoprotein dehydrogenase activity. The record is from RefSeq and is a predicted model, not a curated record. Gene Ontology annotation, biological process: electron transport chain. NCBI's taxonomy places the organism in Eukaryota, Metazoa, Arthropoda, Insecta, Coleoptera, Staphylinidae. Gene Ontology annotation, cellular component: mitochondrial inner membrane.